AUGGCUCAAGUCAUCUUGAACAGAGACUCUCUGGACUUUACCCCGCUUGACUCGUCGAUUUUGGAGACAGUUGUUGCUACCGCACAGACGACCAUCGACAGUACUUUUUCUCAGAGUGAUAAUGACAGUGCUCUAGCAGACGUUUUCAAGGAUCCUCGACUAAGACAUCGUUCAGUCAUUGAUGCCUCGAUUCGGAUACAAUCGCUUCAAAGAGACAUGCGGAAUCAUCUAUCAGCACUUCAGGGAUUAUCAUCAGAAUCGGAACCGACUGUUAUCCAGAACGUAGUUGGAAGGGCAGAGCGUGCGGUACAAGCCACAUCAUCAGACUUGAGGAAAGGAGCAAAACGUGACGCGGUUCAACUGGAAGUUUCAGAGGCAAACGCGGUCCUUGACGAGGUUAGGAAGCUGGUUCUGAGUUGGCGAGAAUCAUAUCCGGACAAUAGUCCAUUGAGAGUGGACAAUGGUACGUCGUGA
Molecule: messenger RNA, 474 nt
Organism: Lentinula edodes (shiitake mushroom)
Lineage: Eukaryota; Fungi; Basidiomycota; Agaricomycetes; Agaricales; Omphalotaceae
Exons: 2
Coding region: 1-474 (157 amino acids)
Source: RefSeq, a predicted model, not a curated record